AUGGGUCUCCUCGUGUACGAAAAAGUGGAUAUACCGACUUCUACUUCGGUUGAAAAGGGCUUGAUGAAGACGAUGAAAAAAUUAUUCGUGAUGAAAAGAUUUAAUGGUCAGGAUUUUCUUGACUUGACCCAAGACGAGCUUGAACGCCAUGGAAUGAAAUUGGGGCCGGCAAAUAGACUCGUAAAGUUCGCUAAAGGCUAG
Messenger RNA from Funneliformis caledonium, 201 nucleotides. The record is from the annotation of a GenBank genome assembly. Lineage: Eukaryota; Fungi; Glomeromycota; Glomeromycetes; Glomerales; Glomeraceae.